AUGGACUUCCUAAAUAAACGCUUUAGAAUAGGUAAAUGCUGUAUUAAAGACUGCAAAAGUUUUGAAUUGGAUCCUGAUUUAAUAAGUCAUUUUUCUUUUCCAAAGGACCCUUCAAGAUGUGCAGUUUGGAUGGACAAUGUUAAAUUAUGUCAUUUAAAUAAUGUUGAUAUAGUAACUUUGAACAAAAAGUAUCGGCUAUGA
Molecule: messenger RNA, 201 nt
Organism: Macrosiphum euphorbiae (potato aphid)
Lineage: Eukaryota; Metazoa; Arthropoda; Insecta; Hemiptera; Aphididae
Source: the annotation of a GenBank genome assembly